AAUGCUUUGCUGAUCAGACUGCAGUUGUGUUUGGGGGAAGUUGGCAGCUGGCGGCUCACGGCGAAAGGCUUUCCCCUCUCUCCGGCGUUUGGACAGUGGAAUUAUGAGCAAAGCUGACCCAACCUCUAUCAACCUGUCUUGAAUCUGUUUCUGUUUCACACCGAGAGAAAUUAAACCGACCAUGGAGAUUGGACUCCGCAUUCUCUUGGCUUUCCUCAUCCACCAGGUUGCCCACGUGGGUGCCCAACAGGAUGGACGCCAUGAGGGCUGUGUGCCUGGCUUCCAGGUCAAACAAUACCAGGUGGCAUACAGUGGACCUUUCCAGAAAGGCCAGCCACUUAUACAAGUUGAGUUUGAUGAUUGUGCGGGUAACGAGGACGUGGCGUUUGAGUUGUCGGACCCCAACUUCCACGUGGACGGGGAUUUGAAUCUGGUUCCUCAGCGAGAUGUCCCAUACAGCGGGCCAGUCAUGUUCAUCCAUGGGUUCAGUGCACAUGCAGAUGACACGGCACAGGUGGCCAUCACCGGACUACCGCUUAAGUCGCCGCAUGCUCUCAGGGAUAUCUUGGGUCUUGGCCAGACACUGCCAUACAGAUCUAAGAGAUCCCUGCUGGUCCCUCCUAUGAUUGUUACUGAGAACCAGAGAGCCUCCUUCCCCAAGGUCAUUGGCAGGUCUCAUGUGAUUUCAUCAGAGAAGUCAGGGAACCAUAUCUUCCGACUGACAGGCCCCGGUGCUGACCAGGACCCCAAAGGUCUCUUCACCAUUGACAUAGACACAGGAGAGGUGUCAGUCAGCCGCUCACUGGACCGAGAGGACUUUGACUCCUACGAGCUGGAAGUAUCAACCACAGACUUCGCUGGAAACCUUGUCGAGGGACCGGCCUUACUAUUGAUCACUGUCAUCGACCAGAACGACAACCGGCCCAUCUUCAAAGAAACACGUUACGCAGGAGAGGUGCUUGAGGGAUCCCCUACAGGAACCACAGUGAUGACAAUGACGGCGUUCGACGCAGACGACCCCGCCACAGAUAACGCCGCAUUGCGCUACAACAUCGUCAGGCAGUCGCCCGAUAAACCCUCCCCGAACAUGUUCUACAUUGAUGCAGAAAGAGGCGACAUUGUCACCGUCAUCUCCCCUACGUUACUUGACAGAGAGACACUGCCAACUACAACGUACGAGUUAGAGAUUGUGGCCAAGGACAUGGCAGGAAGUGAGGUUGGCCUAACGGGAACAGCCACGGCUACCAUUACCAUCACAGACAAGAAUGACCAUGCCCCUGAGUUCACACAUCCACUGUUCGAGGCUCAUGUGCAUGAGGGCAUGACGGGUGUGGUGGUCAACCUGACAGUAGAUGAUAGAGAUGACCCAGCCACAGGGGCAUGGAGAGCUAUCUACUCUAUAAUCAACGGAGAUCCUACACAGAGCUUUGAAAUCCAAACUAAUCCAGACAAUAACGAAGGAAUGCUGUCUGUUGUCAAGCCUCUGGACUAUGAAGCCACAGCGUUCCAUAAGCUAUUCAUCAAAGUAGAGAACGAGGACCCCCUAGUUCCCGAUGUUGGCUACGGCCCCAGCUCUACAGCCACUGUUCAAGUCACAGUCCUGGACUUUAAUGAGGGUCCUGUCUUCUUCCCUGACCCCCUGACAGUCACCAGGAUGGAAAACAUUCCUGUGGGCAGCUUUGUGGCCUCACUCAAUGCUACAGAUCCAGAUAUAUUACAGAUACAGAGCAUCAGGUAUACUAUUCUGCGAGACCCAGCAGGCUGGCUGAGUGUGAACCCAGUCAGAGGAACUGUCAACACUUCAGCCUCUCUGGACCGUGAGUCUCCUUAUGUCCAUGACAAUAAAUACACAGCUGUCUUCAUCGCCACAGACAAUGGGAGCCCUCCAGCCACAGGUACUGGCACAUUGGUCAUCAACCUCGAAGACUACAAUGAUAACGCCCCCUAUGUGGUGCCAUCAGUAGCACGAGUGUGUGAAGACGCCCACGAUAUGAAUGUGGCCAUAGUUGGUGGGCGGGACAAGGACCUGCCGCCCAAUGCCGCACCCUUUAAGAUAGAACUGGGAAAACAGCCCGGCCUAGACAAAACUUGGAAAGUUACCAGGGUCAACUCUACACACUCGCAAAUCAUGCUUCUGCACAGUCUGAAGAAAGCCAACUACCAGCUUCCGUUGCUCAUCACUGACUCGGGGGUGCCACCUUUGUCCAACAACACAGAGGUCAAAGUUCAGGUGUGCGUCUGUAAGAAGAAUAAGAUGCAAUGCAGCUCUGCUCACUCCCACAGCGCCAGCCUUCUCGUGCUGCUGGUGACACUCCUGCUCGCCCUACUCUGCCUGUAGAUUCUGCUGAAACCUCCCGUAGUCCUUUUUGCAACACUGAAAAGCAACGACUUAUCUCCCCCACGCAACCCAGGCUUAGGAGAGAAGAAGACGAAAAAGAAGAAGAAGCGAGAAGAAGUCUUCUCACCAUGACAAAUCAAACACGAAAAUACACACAAUCCCCCACCGGCACAACUGCUGUAUAACACCACUUGGCGUUAUUUUUGUUGUUGUUUUUUUUUAAUUCACUCACUUAUCCUUUUGUCACUCUCAUCUCCUUUUCUUCGUCUUUACUUUCCUUGUUGCAUCUGUCAGUCUCCUCUCAUCUGGUCUCGUCAUCUAUUGCUGAAUCUAUGUGACUCUCUUAGACUUUUUGUCUAUUGUUCCUCUCCCCACGUUCACCCUCCACACCAUCAAUUAAUUCAUUUCUUUGUACAGUUUUCAUUGUAUUCCAUUUUAGCACUGCACCAUUACACUGGCAGACAAACAUUGGGUGUUAGCAGCGUUCAUGGCAACAUGCCACAUCUGUAGGAGAUACUUGAAACACUAUGUAUAUUGAUAUUGUAACAAAACAAAAGCUAUAAAUCUAUUUCAUAUUGGACCUCACCUUUAAACCUCUGGUCUUUUCCCAAAGUUCAUCUGCCACUUUUUGCUCCAUCCCCAGCUGUCUUUUUUUUCCCCCUUCCCUCUUUUUCCUCUCAUAGCUACCUCUAUUCUACUUUUUCUUUUCCCCUCUGCUACAUCCCUCCUUCCUUCACCCUCCCCAUGCCAAGACAUUGUCCCACUAUCUAUCUGCCUCUCUUUUCCUGUCCCCAUGUUUAUCUAUCAACCUCUCUCUGUCUCUGGAUGGGCCAGGGAACACUGCGAAGGCUGAGCUACUGUCCUGGUCGGGGAAGAGCAUUGACUUUUGUGUGUUCCUUUCUUUUCUCGUCACAGACUGUGUUUGAUCUUGUUUCUCUCUUUCAUUGGAGAGAACAAAGCCUGUUUCUUUGUCUGCCGUGGUUGUGGUCUUUUAGGACAAGGUGGUAGCCAUAAGCCUUCAAACUCUCUGGAGUUGUUUCUUCGAUUUGCUUGUUUUUAUUGCAUUAGUUGUCAUGGAGUGGAAAACAGUAUAUCUUUAUAGUGACGGUGUAAACCUUAAAAAAAGUACUAUUAUAUAAAUAUUUUAUUUUUUACCAUUGUAUAAAUAUACAGUAUUGAUUAACUUAUGUACUUUGAUUGCAAGUUCUUUGGUCACCUACACAGUGAGUAAAUAAAAAAAGAGGAAACCUUUUUUCUGUGAAUUUUAGGCACUAUUUCUAAUGCUAUCGAUGUGUUGACUAUUUUAUUGUAACAUCUUUUUUUGUUAAGUUUGUUGUUUGUUUGUUUUUUUUGGUUCAAUUUUGUCUCCUGUCAAUUCUGCCCUCUCCUAUUCUCUCCCCAUCUCUGAUUACAAGUCACAAGAAGAUGUAUAAGAAGAAAACAAAAACAGAGGCCAUGGUUUUGGUGGAUAGUUUCGCUUUUCUCUCUUGCGCUCAUCAAAAGAACGUAGCGUGUGUGGGUUCGUGUGGAAGACCACCUUAAAGAAAAAGAUGACAUUUUGAAUGAGUUACGUCUGUCUUUUGCACUAAUUUAAUAAAGCCGUUACUGAAAAUUCC
Molecule: messenger RNA, 3954 nt
Organism: Thunnus maccoyii (southern bluefin tuna)
Lineage: Eukaryota; Metazoa; Chordata; Actinopteri; Scombriformes; Scombridae
Gene: cdh13
Product: cadherin 13, H-cadherin (heart)
Exons: 15
Coding region: 182-2338 (718 amino acids)
Biological process (GO): homophilic cell-cell adhesion; multicellular organism development; sprouting angiogenesis
Cellular component (GO): catenin complex; adherens junction; plasma membrane
Molecular function (GO): cadherin binding; calcium ion binding
Source: RefSeq, a predicted model, not a curated record